Molecule: messenger RNA, 1626 nt
Organism: Aphanomyces invadans
Lineage: Eukaryota; Oomycota; Saprolegniomycetes; Saprolegniales; Verrucalvaceae
Exons: 3
Coding region: 1-1626 (541 amino acids)
Source: RefSeq, a predicted model, not a curated record
AUGUACCUACUGACCGAGACACGUUGGAGCGAUCCACCGCUGCAAUCUGGAUUCGUUUUCAUGACGUGCAGCUAUGGCGCAGGGCUAAGCGCCGCACGCAGGGCAGUGCAACAUGGUUGUUGGCUAUAUUUAGGGUGGUUGCCAGUGGUGGACAUGCCAACCGAGGCGCCGUCGAUAGCGGUCGCGACCAACGUUAUGGUGCCCGUGCAGCUGGCGCAGUUGGCUCUCCAGCGGCGCAACAGCGAUGCGCUCGCUAAAAUAGACCACUUCCUCGAUUCGCUCGUGUCAACGUCGCCAUCGAACGCCGCGCUGGUGGACGUGGCGUCGCAAUCCCCACUGGCCAGCCCCGACAACCCAGCCGGAAGCCCCAAGAAGAAGCUCACGCUGGAUGGAGCGACUCACGUCGACAUGCACCACGAGCUUGGCAUUGACAUCCUCGUCAACGUGUUUUCGGAGUUUGAAGCGUCGGGCAUGACGGGGUAUUCAUCCAAGACGCAGCGAGACGAAGAGAAAAAACAGUUGUGGCUGCUGCGGCAAUCGCUGGCCAAGCAGCGCGCUGCCCCUGGCGCUGUGCAGUCUCCAUCCAAACACGACCUUCUCAAGGACCGAUACGGCGUCGGCAAACCGCUCCAUGGGACCGUGGGGUCGCCGCCGACGCGCCGCGCGCUCUUUUCCAAGCAAAAGCAGCCGAGUUCGUUCAACUUGGGAGUUCUCAUGGAAGUCGAGAUGGAGCAUCGAUUGAAGGAGCUCUUCGCGGUCGCUUCCGGCUACAACACAACGAUGAACACAGACCAAGUCCACAAGUUGAGCGGGUGCGUGGUCGAUACCAACCAAAGCCUGACGGUCGGUGGCACGCCCGUCGAGCCUGCCGAGCGGGCACAGCGCGUACGCCAUGCCGCACACGCCCUCCUCCACAAGGACGGCGACCUCACGUUUGGCAGCUUCAAAACCCGCUUCGUCCAGCUCAACCCUCGACGUAGCAUCGUGCACACGCAGCAAGUCGCGUGGGUCGACAGCAUCUACCAAGCCAUCGUGAAUCCAUCGUCGUGUCGGGCGCUGGCGACCAACGGCUCCAAGAGUCCACAGCGACCGCACGAACGACCCCCUGUCCAAUCCAUCGUCCCAAGGGCCGUCCCCAGCACGACGACGGUUCCAGCCGCCCAUUCGUCCCCUACGAAACCCGCUCCGACAUCGCCCAGGCCCUCGAAACAACACGUUGAUGCGGAAGAGGACAAGCAGUGGAUGGCCCACGCCGCGCGCGAGGUCGUCACGCCGAUGGUGGAUCCGUCAGUCCCUACUGCGCAAGACUCGGCCACCGGUCAGAAACUCUUGCAACACGACUUGUCCGGGGACGCCCUCGACGCACUCGGCCAGUCGAUCCAGCAGUCGUCGCCCGUCCGGCGACGAGCGAAGCGCGAUAGCGUUGACCUGUCCAAGGAAAUGGGCGCCAUGCCUCGGCGGAAGAAGCGCGACAGUGUCGACCUCACCCAUGCAAAGCGGGAAAAGGAGCGCCCGCCAGCCAUCGUGUACGACAACAAGGGACAGGCCCCCAACAUCCGCCAGAAGCUCCACGAGUGCAAAGUCAUGAUGUUGUCGCUGUCCAACCUAAAUUUUGGCAAAAAGUGA